CCGAGAUGGACGGGCUAGAUCGCGGGGCUGCUGGACCGAGCCCGACGGAGCCCGUGGCCCAGCUGCGGAGGCUCAUCGGGGCACUGCGCUCCUUACUGCCGCGGGUGCGGGAUGGCGAGGCCCGGGAAACCACGGAAGCGUUCGAUGCGCACAGAUUUUGGGACAAGCUCGGGCAGAGGGCCCUGGCGGUGUCUCAGGAAGCCACGAAGCUGAGCCUGGCCUUCGCGAGACCUCCCCUGCCUUCCUCAGAGGACUGCAGGAAACUUUGUGAAAGUAUCCAGAAUGCUGUCUUGGCAGAGGUUUCUGCAUACUAUUGGCUUCCUAAAGACCAAGGAAUCACGUUACGAAAAAUGGUUCGAGAUACCGUUGUGGAUGUAGUGGAGGGAAUGGCUCAGCUUGCAGAGGUGAUUGUUAGAGCUCGACCUCAAUGCAUAUCACAUGAGUAUCUCAUAUCAACUGGCAGUAUCUGGGAAACUUGUGACCAGGUGUCUCACCUACCAAAAGAUAACAAAGCAGCUGCCCUUUUGAUGCUGGCUUCAUAUCUGAGAGUAGUGAAGGAUGCACUUGAGGAAAUGGAGCAGGCACAGGGAGACAGUGGAGACCCUUACAGUGACAUCUUGGAAGAUGAUGAAUUGGGAUCUCGGGGUAAUCGGGAUACAUACUGGUCAGAAGAGGACCAGCAGCUCUUAGCCCCAUGUGUGGGACUGAUGAAGGCCUCUAAAGCUUGCCUCAAGAAGGUCAGGUCAUCAGUGGAAACCCAUGGGAAGACAGUUGUCGCAGAUCAGAUCGCCCAACUAGAUGACAUUGUAGACAUUUCCAAUGAGAUUAGCCCUAGUGUGGAUGAAUUGGCUCUAAGCAUGUAUCCACCCUUGAAUCGGAUGGCCGUGCGACUCAAUGCUGCAAAACUUGCAUCUGUGUUGAAGAAGGUUCUUGAAAUCACAAAGGCAAGUCAUGUGUGUCCCCAUGAAGAAGAAAACUGGAUCCAAUUUCUCUCAAGUGCCAUUGAUCACAACAUGAACAAAAUCAAGAACCUUACCCAGGGUGAACUUUGAGCCUUCUUCCUCUUCCUCUCAUGGUGCCACAACUAGGCUCUGAUGUCAGCUGUUAUAAUGGAAUCAGCAAGCUUCCUGGUCAAGAGAGCUGUAGACUGCACUUAAAAAGGAAGGCUUUGACCAAAGGCCAUUGAGUAACCGAGACUGUGAAAUGUGUUUAAACCAUGUGAACAUGAUGCUUUUCAUGGGCAGAAAUGAAAGAGGAUUUUAUGACCUAC
Messenger RNA from Gracilinanus agilis (Agile Gracile Mouse Opossum), 1270 nucleotides. RefSeq names its product cyclin D1 binding protein 1 (gene CCNDBP1). Gene Ontology annotation, biological process: regulation of cell cycle. NCBI's taxonomy places the organism in Eukaryota, Metazoa, Chordata, Mammalia, Didelphimorphia, Didelphidae. Gene Ontology annotation, cellular component: nucleus. The transcript has 11 exons. Bases 6 to 1052 code for a protein of 348 amino acids. The record is from RefSeq and is a predicted model, not a curated record.